AUGUCGUCCAACGACAAAAACACCUCCGAACUCGACACCAUCCCCCACGAACGCAAAGAACCCCGACCCGACUUCACGCAACCCCUCCCCCGAAAGAAUCUCCCCGCAGACCUCCAAAAAACCCUCGACAACGAAGACCGCUUCUGGGAUGUCCUCACCACAGGCCAAGGCAGCGAGUCCACCGACUCCAGCGUCCGCUAUGCCGCCUACGCCUCCCGCCUCCGAACCAUAAUGCUCUCCGCCCACCGCUACGUCGCCUACACGUCAGAUAUCGGGGAGUCGUUCCGCCCCGUCGCGCAUCCGAAUCUCGUCCGCGCGGCGUAUGGCAUUUCGUGGGCGUAUUUGAUCGGGGAUGUGAGCUAUGAGGGGUAUAAAGCACGGAUACGGAAUCAGAGGAUCAUGAACCCGCAGACGGACGAGGAUAAGGCGGAGGCGGAAGCGCAUCCUGGUCGGACGGUGCCUGCGAUUGAGGAUUAUAGGACUGUCAUGGCGCAAAGAGCGAUCUUCCAGGGUCUUGCGAGUAUGGGACUGCCGGCUUUUACGAUUCAUAGCAUUGUGCGGUAUUCGGGACGGGCGAUGAAGAAUGUCAAAAACGUUAAGAUCAGGACAUGGGGACCUAUCGGCUUGGGUCUGGCGGCUGUGCCUGCGCUGCCGUAUAUGUUCGAUCAUCCAGUUGAAUACGCGACUGAGUGGGGUUUUCACCGGGCUUUUGAGGCUGUGGGAGGCCCGAAGGCUGUGGGGAAGGAUGAGCAGGGAAGAGGAGCGGAUGUGAAGCACAGGCAUGCGGAGAGGGAAUCGAAGAAGGAGCUGUAG
Molecule: messenger RNA, 813 nt
Organism: Zasmidium cellare ATCC 36951
Lineage: Eukaryota; Fungi; Ascomycota; Dothideomycetes; Mycosphaerellales; Mycosphaerellaceae
Exons: 1
Coding region: 1-813 (270 amino acids)
Biological process (GO): mitochondrial fission
Cellular component (GO): mitochondrion
Source: RefSeq, a predicted model, not a curated record